AAUCAUAUUUAUGAACUUGCCCUAAUAUGCUAGAAGACGGAAAUAAUUACAAUUCAAACGUCAGGUAACGCCCACAAGUGCCGCCCACUUUUCGCGCAGAGUCCCGCACAUUGGGCUGCUGUAUAUUCUCAUCCGAGAGCCGCUCAUCUUCAUACUGGUUCGAUUUGACCUAGAAACAAAUGCAGCUUUGGACAGAUGGCUUUAUUCCUCAUUUGGUUUGUACCGAACUAACGUAGAAAGAAAUGUUAAGGGAUGACUCGGGAAUGCCUAUCGUAGCCUACUCAUGGCGUAUCAGCAAACUGUCAUCUUCCAAUCUUCCAUCCUAUCCGUGAUGUUUUGACAUAUCGAUGUGUGGUUUGAAUGUGCAACAGGCUCCCGCCAUAUAUUCAUGCGGUUUAUGGAGACGACGGGGCAUCAAAGGGAGGAUGUGUCCUAGUGCUCUACACAUAUUUGCUUGUAGUCGUUACAAAUAUAACCAUUUAUUAACGUUGCUCAUGACACACUGAAUGGUGCUCUUUGAUCUAUACACAACUGGACAGCACUUGAAUUUGGCGAAGUCAUUUUUUUGUAGAAGUUUGUGUCAGAUUAUAAGGGAAUUUAAAAUGGCAACGCAAGUAACGGGGAGGAAAAGAAUUUCCAACCGGGAGAAACUAUCGGCGGAGGAUGAUACUCUCAGUCAAAUAGCUCGAGAGGCAGAGGCAAGACUGGCAGCUAAACGGGCAGCCCGGGCAGAAGCCAGAGAAAUCCGAAUGAAGGAAUUGGAGAGGCAACAGAAGGAGAUAUAUCAAGUGCAAAAGAAAUACUAUGGGCUGGACAGCAAAUGGGGCCAUAUUGAACAGUGGAUGGAGGACAGUGAGCGGUAUUCCCGCCACUCUCGGAGACAUGCCUCGUCUCAGAUAUCAGAUGAUGAAGAGCGGAUGUCUGUUGGCAGUCGGGGCAGUUUGAGGCCCUCUACGCUUUUGAGUGAAACCCCCCGUUCAAGAAGUCACAGGGGGUCACUGCAUGAAGAGAGCUCAUACUCUUGCACUAGGCGUUUCAGUGGCUGCAGCUCUAGAGGCCCUUCAGACUACAAUGGCUUUCUGGGUUCCAGUUCCAGGGCCUCAUCUAGGGCUAGUUCAGCCCGUGCCAGUCCAGUGGUGGAGGAAAGGUCAGAUUUCCUGGAAAAGGGGUCCCGAACAGCCUCCACCCUCUCUGCUGCAACUCUGGCAUCUCUGGGGGGAGGUUUAUCACGAAGAGGAAGCUGUGAUACAUCGAUUUCAGCUGACACUGAGGCCUCCAUACGGGAAAUGAAGGACUCCCUUGUGGAGGUGGAGGAGAAGUACCGUAAGGCAAUGGUGUCCAAUGCUCAGCUGGACAAUGAGAAAACAAACCUAAUGUAUCAGGUGGACACAUUGAGAGACACUCUGAUGGAGCUGGAGGAACUUCUGUGUGAGACACGCAGAGAGUGUGAAGAGAAAACCAGAGACUUCGAGCGAGAGCAUCAUGCCCACAGUGUCCUGAAGUUCCAGUUUGAGGAGAUGAAGGAAACACUGAGGCAGAGUGAAGAGUCGGUGACGGUAACCCAACAGUCUCGUGGGAAGCAGCCGGACUAUAUUAGAGAGAUCGCAGACUUGCAAGAAACAUUGGAAUGGAAAGAUAAAAAGAUCUGGGCCUUAGAGAGGCAGAAGGAAUAUUCAGACAUUAUCCAUGAUGAACGCGAGGCACUCAGGGACGAGGUUUACCGGCUUAGGGAUUCUCUAAAGAAACAUGGCGUUGUGCUGGGAUCUGAGGUGACAGCCAAUGGGGAGGUAGCAGACAGGACGAUUGAUGGGCAUGCUGAUGUGGAAACAGCCUCAAGAUUGAAUCAAGACUAUCAAAUGAGUGGAGACAGCGUGUUAGAGAUCAGAAUGAGGAAAUUGGUGGAAGAGAGAGAGAGUUUACUCGACCAGGUACGGAAGUAUAAAACCAUUGAAGAGCAGAAACAAAAGAAUAGGACAGAAGAAGCAGGAAGCACAGAUGAGGAUGAGCUACAGAAUGGUCUGGACCCUCAUAUUCUAGAUCUACAGAGAGAUGCUAACAGGCACAUCAGUGACCUAAAAUUCAAGCUGGUCAAGUCCGAGCAAGAAGUCACAGUACUUGAACAAAAUAUCAUUCGGCUGGAGGGUCAGGUGAGCCGCUAUAAAACGUCUGCUGAGGCUGCAGAGAGAGUCGAAGAUGAACUGAAAGUGGAGAAACGCAAGCUGCAGAGAGAGCUGAGGUCUGCACUUGACCGUAUCGAUGAGCUGGAAGCAAGCAACAGCCACCUUACGAAGAGACUAGAGAAGAUGAAGGCCAAUCGGAGUGCCCUUUUGGCACAGCAGUGACGCCCAUCUGUGCCCACUCUGAAGUCAGGGGCAUGAUUCCCAUCUAGCACCAAUGAUCCGCCACCCGUUUCAAACUAAAACAACUAUCAAUAUCAUAUCAAAUAAGCCCAAUCAUUAUCAUCCUAAUUGAAAGUAAAUAGCCUAUGGCUGACAGGCAUGUACAUCAAACUUCAUUUGUCUUCUAGUGGGAGUCCAAGAGGCGGACAUAUCAACAACUCGUACUGAGGCUCAUCAAAGUGACUUUUUGUUUGGAUUAGCAGAAUUCAGGCCUUCAAUGAGCUCUCAAAAUGUUUUGACUGGUUACGGAUCUCUUAAGUCUACAAACCAACUCAGCACAGGAAGAGCACAGUUAUGGCAGCAUGUUCCUUUAUGGUAGCAUGUUGGUUAUGUAAUCCAGUGGUGAGGGACAUUAAAUAAUCUUAGCAGACCGUGCACUUUAUCCAUUCCAGUACUCAAAUUUUGUGUUAUGUGGAAACUGUAACUUACGGUGCCCGUAAGGUGACUUGUUCGGUUUACUUAGUUUUGUCGUGGCCACAACAUAAUAACUCGUGGGAACUUGAUAAUAUGUCACGGCCACAAGAUAUUAAUUUGUGGGAAUGUCAUAUUAACUCGUGGGAAUGUCAUAUUAUGUCAUGGCCAUGAGAUCAUGUUGUCGAGGUAAGGACAUCCUUAUGUCGUGGCCUCGAGAUGCUAUGUUGAGGGAACAACAUCCAUUUCUCGUGUCCAAGACUUCUUAUGUUGAGGGAACGACAUGUUUUUCUCGUGGCCACGAGUUUAAUGGG
Messenger RNA from Carassius auratus (goldfish), 3124 nucleotides. RefSeq names its product leucine-rich repeat flightless-interacting protein 2-like. Gene Ontology annotation, molecular function: DNA-binding transcription factor activity, RNA polymerase II-specific; RNA polymerase II cis-regulatory region sequence-specific DNA binding. The transcript has 21 exons. Lineage: Eukaryota; Metazoa; Chordata; Actinopteri; Cypriniformes; Cyprinidae. Gene Ontology annotation, biological process: regulation of transcription by RNA polymerase II. The record is from RefSeq and is a predicted model, not a curated record. Bases 507 to 2342 code for a protein of 611 amino acids.